Molecule: messenger RNA, 3278 nt
Organism: Symsagittifera roscoffensis
Lineage: Eukaryota; Metazoa; Xenacoelomorpha; Acoela; Convolutidae
Product: short transient receptor potential channel 6-like
Exons: 16
Coding region: 101-3076 (991 amino acids)
Biological process (GO): calcium ion transmembrane transport; regulation of cytosolic calcium ion concentration
Cellular component (GO): cation channel complex; plasma membrane
Molecular function (GO): inositol 1,4,5 trisphosphate binding; store-operated calcium channel activity; protein binding
Source: RefSeq, a predicted model, not a curated record
UACUCGUCUAUGCGUUUUAGUCAAGCUUUUCAUUCAAAACACUUUUGAAAAUUCUUUUUCAAUCUACCACAACAGAAAACAAAAUGGCUGUUGAAAAAUAAUGAGUAAGCAGCAGCCAAAUAGAAAACUUUCUAAGGCUAAAUCAGGCCUUGAACUUAACGAUUUAUCAAAAAAAGAGCCGAAAUCACACAGAGCUCCUAUUUCUCUCAGGAAAAUAAUCGAGGAGACCGAUGACGCAAUCAAAUCUUCUGACGUCACUUCAAAAGAUGAUGUGAUUGGACCCUCUGAUGUAAUCGUUUCGUCAAACACCGACUUGGACGACAUGUUUGUAAGCAGGGCUCGGAUGGCGUUGGACGCUUUUUCGGGCCACAGGCAAUCAGUUGACAAUGACAGGUUGGCCGAUAUUGCGCAUUCAUCAGGAGAAGACGAAGACGACGAUGAGGAAAACGAAGACGGAGAGGGGAGUGAAUGGAGUGAGUCAUACUUGUCUAGUCUGGGCCAACUGGAGAGGGAGAACUACAAUACUUUCCUCCAGAUGAAGUUCCUCCGGGCAGUACACGAGAACAACUACAUCGAGGUUGAAAGCAUGCUCUGGAAACAAAAACACGAAGUGCGUGUGGACACAGUGAACGAAGUGGGUUACACUUCACUGGCUAUCGCUUGUAUGUCCAACUCGGCCCAGAUGAUGCGAGUGCUCCUCAAGUAUGGCUGUCGAAUACGGGAGGAGCUACUGGUCUGUGUAGAACAUGACUUCAAAGAGGGUGCCUUGAUGCUACUCGACAAACUCUAUGCUAUUCAGGGCAAGAACGCUGUCAACCAACCGCCGAUGGAGAAGUUGGAGAUCUUUCCCCCUGGGGCUACUGCAGUGAAAGUGGCCAGUAUCUGCAACAAUCUGGACAUGUUGAAGCUGUUGCGCUACUACGGGGCAGAACCCAUUCCAGUGCCAGACAUGGAGGUGAACAGUAAGAACUCAGUCGAAGUGUUCUACACGAUGCGUGCUCUGGCUAGUCCCGCCUACUGUCUAGUCAUGACCCGCGAGGACCCCAUGAUGAGUGCAUUCAAAGUGUCCACUCAUUGCAGACAACUGGCAGAAAUGUUACCGCAUCAAUACGAGCAGUACGAGAAACUGUCGCAGCAGAUGGAGCAAUUUGCGACGCAGUGGUUCGGCACCGCCUCCGACAACUACGAGGUCAACAUGAUCAUAGGCCUCCCAGACCAGACCAACGUCCUUCCUAACCCCGCUACAGUGUCCCUCCCUAUGCCCAACAGACCCUCAUCUUCCGCCUCCCCUCAAUCGCCCUUCGAGCAGAACAAGUACUGCAGACUCAGAAACGCUCUGCUCAACAACCACAUCGAGUUCGUGGCCCACCCGUACUGUCAGCAGGCGGUUUUGAAGGAGUUCGAGGGCUGUCUGCCAAGUGGGUGGCGGGACAAGCCCACCCCCUUCAAGGUCUGCCUCAUCUUCUCUAUGUCCGCCCUGGCCCCUCUCUGGAUCUUACUCUACUGGCUCCUCCCAAACAGAGACGCGCCCAUGAAGAAAUUCGGAGCCCUGCUGGACUGGCCAUACAUGAAAGUCAUGACAAAUUUAUUGCUGUACGCCAUCAUACAGGUUGCGCUGAUCUUGUCGAAGAACAGAUUCUCCAUGGACAACUUCGAUCCGGAGGACCCGGAACAAGCCCAAGCGAGACUAAGAGAGGACGCCAGAGAUAUCCAGGACCAGUUCAUAGCCAACAUAGACGUCCUCAACAUAUACAUAUUUGUGUGGACUCUGGGCAACGUGUGGGCGGAACUGAGGAAGAUCUCUUCGUUCGGGAUGAACUACUACAAAAGUGAGAGUGCCAACUUCACCUGUCUCCUCAUGACCUUCUUCUUCUUCAUAUCCGCCGUCUGCAACCUCAUUCUAUGGUCGAGUAAAUACAGAGACACUACUUUCAGCAUAGAGGGAAUACCCAGCAGCCCCAUUCCAAACUGGGUGCGAGACCUCGCCCACGUGCAGGACGUCGCCAUCACCCUUGGCAACCUUCUUCUGUUCCAGCGUCUGGCUUACUGGAUAUCUCUAAGCACCUACAUGGGCAAAACAUUCUACUACUUCACCGUACCUUUGUUGCCUAUCUUGAAGUUUUUCGCGCUCUUCGUCGUCUUCUUAGUGGCCUUUGCAGUGUCUCUCAAUGGCCUACUAUGGCCUUCGUAUUCGUCUUUGAUGUUAUUUUGUAACCAAACCGUCCAUAAUCAUGGUCGGCCUCCUAUUGGUCCCGGGAACUCAAAUACAGACAACUCGUCUCUCAUAAAUAUGUUGGUUGCUGAGUAUAGCCAAGAGUGUAGCAAUCUACGGGACCCAAGUGAUAAUUUCGAAAAUCAGAAGAAUUUCAUCAGGGAGAUGAUCAGCAUUAUCGGGAACCUUUUUGGCCUCGUUUUCGCCAUGUUCGGAGCCGACCCGAAGUCGCGACUGCUAGCAAACUUCCGCAACUACAGCACCCCACAAGAGGCGACAGCCGCUAUGUUGUAUGCAGUAUACGCCUUCUUCCAAAUCCUUGUUCGACUGAACGUACUCAUAGCACUAAUCGUGGCAGCACUCACCCAGAUAUAUCAACGUGCCAACGAGGAGUUCAAGUUCUACCGGACGAAAGUGAUGGUUGCGUUUAUAGACCCAGAAGACAACACUUGGGUGCCCUCUCCCCUCAACCUCAUCCCCACUGUGAGGGAGGUGCAGAAGUGGAUAGUGGACAGAGCAGAGCGGAAGAGGAUGGGGAGCAGCUUCACCACCAGUGACACAAUUAAGGAGCGAAUGAUGAGGGAGGCUUCUGAGAAAAGUCGACUGGAGAAAUUAGCUAUAAGUCGUAUGGUGAACAACGUGAGCAGGAGGGUGUUGAGAGUGACGGCUAAGAAGAAAGUGGAGAGGAAGAUCACUGUGGACCAUCUGAAGGACCUCAAGGCCGCCCUCUCUCCCGUCUUCUUACAAAAUAAGGCCAACCUGACACAGUUGGAUGAUUCAAUGAAAGACUUCAUUCACUCUCGCUUCAACAUUCCUAGGAGGGAACUGGACAGCAAACGCCAUCACCACAAGCCCAGAAAUUGAAUAACAUCAGCGACACUCAAGCAGCCAUCGUUUAUCAAUAUUAAAUAGAAUCAAUGGUCACAAAAAACCAAACCGAACUUACCAUAAAAAGGUCCCCUAGUAAAAGUAUAGAUAAUUUCGAGCAGCAAUUUUUUAUAGCUCACAUUUUUUUGAGGGCUAUUCUGCACAAGUGCAUCUAUUACUGCUUACCUAAAUUGAACUA